UCAUAUGAGUAAAUCUCUCUCUCUCUCUCUCUAUUAUCCCUAUUUUUUUAUAAAAAUUUUGCUAUUUGAUUUAGAGUGUUUUAGUAGUAAUAUAAAAGUAGAAACUUUGGGUCAUUUCUUUGAUUUCUGUGUCGUUUUUGGUAUUUGUCUGUAGGGUUUGAUUUGUUUGAAGUUACUCUGGUAUUGGUGGUUUCAAUUACUUUGAAGUUUUCUUUUUAUUUAAUAAAUAUUUAAUCUAGUGUGCAUUGCAUAGAAUUUUUUUUUUUUUUUUGUUCUUUUAUAAAAAUUGAACCUUUCGUUAGGAGUUUGGAGUGUACCAGUUGUACUAGUUCUUACUAUCCUAAUAAAAUUGCAUGGAGAUUUUCUAGAGUUUUCCUAAUAUCAUUAUAUUUAUAUUUUGGUUGGUUCAUUUAGUUAAAUUGGGAUUAUUGUUUCUAAUCUCAUUCUAUUACGGCCAUUUAGUAAUUUAGCCCCUUUGAUAAAUAUACUUUCUUUCGUGAGUCGAGAGGGGGCCCCAAGAGGAGGCAGUGUUUUCUGAGAGAGUGAUACUUUUUGUGUUUCACUUUUCUUACUUCGUCUCCCCAUGCAUACUCAAGCUAGUUGUGAAACUAGCGUUAAUUUAUUGUGUGCUUUAUUUCGUUUUUCCUAUUUCUCUUCGUUUUUCUUUUUUUUUGUAACCAACAAACUAAAGUUUUCCGCUUUUGCCAUAAUAAUUUCAUUGAAAAUCUAGUGAACUUACCUACAAAUUCCAUAGCAGUUUUCUCGUUUCUUUAUUCCUUACGGAAUAAUUUCUGAUCUCAGAAUAAUAUUGUCACCUAAUUUUCUCAGUUUCUAUAUUUAAUUACAUUUGGAGUUGCUGAAUUUACUGCAUUUUGCACAGAAUCAGAACUAGUGAAUGAUGAGAAGAUGAGAAAAUUUCUUCUUUGCACUCAUAUUUUGAUUUGGUUAUUGCAGUAUAGAUUCUGAAGAAGAGUUAUAAGGGGAUAUGGCAGCCUAUAAACCGAAGAACAUACUAAUCACAGGAGCCGCGGGCUUCAUUGCCUCUCACGUCGCCAACCGCCUCGCCAGUAACUACCCAGAAUACAACAUCGUGGUUCUCGACAAGCUCGACUACUGCUCCAACAUAAAGAAUCUUCUGCCCUCACAUUCCUUGCCGAACUUCAAGUUCGUCAAAGGCGAUAUAGCAUGCGCAGACCUCAUAAACUUCAUCCUCACCACCGAGGCCAUCGACACCGUCAUGCACUUUGCUGCGCAGACCCAUGUAGACAACUCCUUUGGCAAUUCUUUUGAGUUCACGAAGAGUAACGUUUACGGGACUCAUGUUCUUCUCGAGGCCUGCAGGACGUCAGCAGGUCAGAUUCGGAGGUUCAUUCAUGUCAGUACCGAUGAGGUGUACGGCGAAACCGAUGAGGAUGCUGUGGUUGGGAAUCACGAGGCGUCUCAGCUCCUUCCUACAAAUCCUUACUCUGCUUCUAAAGCCGGAGCGGAGAUGCUUGUGAUGGCUUACGGGAGAUCGUAUGGCUUGCCUGUGGUGACUACUCGCGGAAACAAUGUUUACGGGCCUAAUCAGUUCCCCGAAAAGCUUAUUCCGAAGUUUGUACUUUUAGCUAUGAGGGGGCAGCCUCUUCCGAUUCACGGAGAUGGAUCUAAUGUUAGGAGCUAUCUAUACUGUGAGGAUGUCGCGGAGGCUUUCGAUGUUGUCCUUCACAAAGGAGCAGUCGGGCAUGUUUAUAAUAUCGGGACGAAGAAAGAGAGGAGGGUGAUUGAUGUUGCUAAAGAUAUUUGCAAGCUUUUCACGCUGGAUCCUGAUAAAGUUAUUCAGUUUGUUACGAACAGGCCCUUCAACGAUCAGAGAUAUUAUUUGGAUGAUCAGAAAUUGAAGAAACUUGGGUGGUCGGAGCGAACUACUUGGGAGGAGGGGCUAAGAAAGACUAUUGAAUGGUACAGAAGCAAUCCUGAUUGGUGGGGCGACGUUUCUGGCGCGUUACUGCCUCAUCCUAGAAUGCUGACGACGUCUAGGCCUUUCAAUGGAUCCGGGGAGAUCAAGGACUUGGUUUAUCAAUUUACGAGUAACUACACAAGUACGGCAAUCCGUAAUUCAACGAACUAUUCUGAAAAUUCUCCUCUGAAGUUCCUUAUUUACGGCAGGACUGGAUGGAUAGGGGGGCUUCUUGGUAAAAUAUGUGAGACGAAAGGCAUACCAUUUGAGUACGGAAAGGGUCGUCUCGAAGAGCGUUCGCAACUCGUAUUAGACAUCCUGAAUGCGAAGCCAACACACGUCUUCAAUGCAGCCGGCGUGACUGGGAGACCAAAUGUCGACUGGUGUGAGUCUCACAAGCCAGGGACGAUUCGAACCAAUGUCACGGGUACUCUGAAUCUUGCAGAUGUAUGCAGAGAAUAUGGAUUGUUGAUGAUGAAUUAUGCUACUGGGUGCAUAUUUGAGUAUGAUGACGAGCAUCCUGAAGGGUCAGGCCUUGGCUUUAAAGAGGAAGACAAGCCAAACUUUACCGGAUCAUUUUACUCGAAGACCAAAGCAAUGGUCGAAGAUCUUUUGCAAGAGUACAACAAUGUGUGCACUCUUCGAGUUCGAAUGCCAAUAUCUUCAGACCUUAAUAACCCGCGCAACUUCAUCACUAAGAUCUCUAGGUACGACAAAGUGGUAAACAUCCCGAACAGCAUGACCGUCCUGGAUGAACUUCUGCCCAUAUCAGUUGAGAUGGCUAGAAGGAACUGCAGGGGCAUAUGGAAUUUUACUAAUCCCGGGGUUAUUAGCCACAAUGAGAUUUUAGAGUUAUAUAGAAGCUUCAUCGAUCCUAACUUAACGUGGGUAAACUUUACGCUCGAAGAACAAGCCAAAGUAAUUGUCGCCCCUCGAAGUAACAAUGAGAUGGAUGCUUCAAAGUUGAAGAAUGAGUUCCCUGAGGUAUUAUCUAUCAAAGAUUCAUUGAUCAAGUAUGUUUUUGAGCCCAACAGGAAGAUCACAGCUGGUGAAUUAGCUGACUGAUGAAACCGACUCGUUAACAACUAGUCACUAGCCUUGACAUCUGCAUGAGUAGUUAACCGCAGCUAAUUUAUGUAAU
Ananas comosus (pineapple) is the source of this 3080-nucleotide messenger RNA. Its product is annotated as trifunctional UDP-glucose 4,6-dehydratase/UDP-4-keto-6-deoxy-D-glucose 3,5-epimerase/UDP-4-keto-L-rhamnose-reductase RHM1-like. The record is from RefSeq and is a predicted model, not a curated record. Gene Ontology annotation, biological process: nucleotide-sugar metabolic process. The transcript has 2 exons. Lineage: Eukaryota; Viridiplantae; Streptophyta; Magnoliopsida; Poales; Bromeliaceae. Gene Ontology annotation, molecular function: dTDP-glucose 4,6-dehydratase activity. Bases 986 to 3004 code for a protein of 672 amino acids.